Messenger RNA from Athalia rosae (coleseed sawfly), 5032 nucleotides. RefSeq names its product probable methyltransferase TARBP1. Gene Ontology annotation, biological process: tRNA methylation. The record is from RefSeq and is a predicted model, not a curated record. Bases 450 to 4934 code for a protein of 1494 amino acids. Gene Ontology annotation, molecular function: RNA binding; tRNA (guanine) methyltransferase activity. The transcript is spliced from 11 exons. NCBI's taxonomy places the organism in Eukaryota, Metazoa, Arthropoda, Insecta, Hymenoptera, Athaliidae.
ACGUCAAUUAUCUGUCAGACCAGAACAUCUGUGCGACAAAAAUCGAAUCUGUCAAAAAAUAACGAAGUUCCCUUGUUAUCACUGCGGCGAACUUCAUACUAUAACAGAUCGCUUUUUGUCAUCGCGGCGGACUUCAUGUUGUAAUAUUGUUAUCAUAAUCUGAAUAUUAAAAAUCUCCUUCCUUGCAUUUGUUUUUGGUACAAGAUUUUUUUAUUUAUACAUAGAGGGAUUUCGCAGUGUAGUUAAUCUUUCAAUUUGGUCCUAGCCCGUAUUCUUCCACUUUAUCAUGUCACUGCGAUGUACUGACUCAAUUUAUUUUACAAUGAUUGUGUCAUUUACUGCAAUCUGAAAAGUAUGCUGAAAUGCUUCGACAUCUCUACCGUUUUUAAUGCAUAUUAUUUAGCGAAUGGAACAUUGUAUUUCUGCGUGAUAUACAUAAUUUUGGGGAAAUGGAUAUAAAUGACCGAAUAAUGGCACAUGACACUACGGGUGUAAAGUUAGUUGGUGUUGGACUACGAGUUCUGAUUCUGGAAAUCGAAAAAAUUUACAAGGAACACUCCUAUGAAGAUGCAAGAAUCCCAAUCCUUAUAAAGGAAAUACAUGCGCAUUAUUGUGCAAGCUACCAACAAAUGAAGAAGUCGAUAAAUCCACAGCCAAUAUUCCAGUUGUGGUGGAAAUCUUUAGGACAUUUUACAAACUCAUUACACAAUGUUUUUGAAACAAGUAUGAAUGCAGAAAUCGCAUCUUACCUGCGAGAUAUAAGGAUACUAGACAUGGUGCUCAUGCAAGAUGUGUCUUCCAUAUUGUGUCAAUUUAAAAAUGAGGUAAUGGAAUGUAUCAAUUCAAAACUGUACGGUAGUCUUUUAUCCAAAGAAUUUUGGGACUUCUAUAUAGAUGGUUUUACACUACUCAAAGAUGAUAUUGAUUUCUUACAAGGUGAAGAAAUAGUGGAGCUAUUUGCGAAUACUUUGGAAACUUGGUUAAUGCUGAAAGAUUUCACAGACUGUCAAUUACUGACUUUUAUUUUGCCAAGAAUAAUUAAAUUGAUUGAUCAAACCGACACUCUGACCAAAAUAUGGGAUCUGAUUUUCAAACAUUUAAUUAAUCCAGCUGAAGCCCUUAAUUUUCUAUGUCUUACAUCCGAUACAUGGUUUUCUCUUAUCAGAAUUUGUCAUAUUAAUGAGCCAUUAAUUGAACAAGCUAUGAAAGAACCAUUUUGGGUCAUAAUAUCAAAGGGCCUAUCAAGCUCAUCACCCCAACAACGAAAACAGGCAUUGUAUCUCAUCAAAAGGGUAAUUGAAGUUGCCAAAGAAAGCAACACUCUGGGGUUGGAUUUGACUCAUUACAAGGUGAUUAAACCUCUUGUGCUUGCGCCAACUAUCGAUUUUCAAGGUUCACUCAAAAAAAAUGUAAAUAAUUUCUUGUUAAUAUUGGAAGCGCUUGAAGAAAAACAAAAGCAUUUGGUUAUGCCAGUUUUCCCACUCCUGGAAUCUAUGAUCGAUGAAACAUUUUCGGAAGCGACCCCUUUAAGUGGAAUUGAUAUUGCAUGGAUUCGUUGUGCAUAUACGCGAAUUCUCAAACAUGAGAAUAAUGCUGUAGUGAAGUGGGGAUUACUGUCUAUACUAAAACUUGAAGCAGAAUUAUAUGACAAUGACUUUUUAGUCACCGUUCUCGAUGUAUUGAACAAUACUUAUAUUUGGGAACAUCAAGCAAAUGAAAUAGAACCAACUGUUGUUAGUGAGCUUACCAAAUUACUCAACUCUGCUGAAAGCAAGAACAGCGACUUGGUUACAAGAUUCCUGACACAAGCGUCAGAAAUGACUUGGGGACCUGUGGCGUUAUUUUAUGUAAUUCACACACUAUCCAUGGUUGAACAAAAGUGCAGCAUUUGGAAAGAGCCAGAAUGGAAUGCAAUCAAAGCAUUAGCGAAGAGCAACUUGAAUAUGCAUUGUCGAACUCUUCGUAUUGGGUCUCAGAUUAAGCUUUUGCAAGCCGCAACUCACUUUGCUAUAAAAUCUUCAGACUUGAUUACGGUAGCCAAAUCACUGGAAGUAUUUUCGAACAGUGAAGCACUGACACGUGGUCAAUUAGCUUGGAAGCGAAUCUCUCUUUGGAUAUCAGAGACAGUCACAAAAGCUGAAGCAACCAGGUUUCUUGAUGAUUUCUGCUCACAGAUGGCUAAUGAAAAGUGCAGGAGGGAUCUUAGCAUGAAAUCCUUUUCUCUAUUACUUCUGCUUUUUCAUGACGGAGGCCUUAUACUCGAUACAAAGGAGUGCCCGGCAUUACUCACAUUACAUAACUUACUGAACUGUUUAAUUGGAGCGGAUAGCAGGCCAUAUGGAGACACAGACCUAAGACACAGAUCAAUCGAACUUCUUGGUCACUUACUUCAGUCGAUCUCGACAAAUGAUUGCGUUCUUCUUGAAUUUGUUGCUUACUAUGCGGAUGCGACAUUACGUUUUAUAUUCAAGCUUCUUAGAAAAACAUCCGAUGUAUUUUUUGUUGAUAACAUCUAUUCAUACGUAUUAGUGGUACAAAAAUUUUUUUCUACUAAAAAUUCAUACGUAUCAAAAGCCAUGAUCCUCAAUCAUAUUGAAAGAUUUGAAUUGGAAACAUUGACUAUAAUCGAAGAUGGACAAUACAGUAGCAAUGUGCAGAGGUUCUUUGGCAUCAUGAUAUUGUAUAUUUGCUUGAAAGCGACCAGUACAAAACUUAAAAAUUACAAAUUCAUUGAAUUGUUACAUCAAACAUACCAGUCUCUGAGCAUGCAGUCUUCGGGUGAUACAGAAAAAACGACUGAAAGUUGUAAUUUGAACAGAAACCUGAAUGGAAAAAUAGCAGCAGAGUAUUAUAAGUAUGUGGCGGAGCUCUUUUACGAAUAUGUUAAAGAUGUUCCAGCUAAUGAAUGGGUGGCAAACAUUGAUUGGAUUGAACAAGUUUCAUACUUGGCACAGGUGGGCAAUAGAGAAAUAUUUGUACCAUUAGUCCGGAUAAUGGCGCAAAUAUUUUAUAAAGGUUCAGUCACAGAGACCGAGAUCAAUGAUUUCAAGUCGGUUUUAAACCUAUGUUGGAAGUCGACUUUUGAGCUUAGCGAUUGCAGAUUGGCAACUGAAGAAAUAAUAUAUUUAAUCUUUAGUACGCCAUUUCUUGAAUUGAAAGAAACCAGAGAACUGGCAAUAAAGUAUACCGGUGAAAUUAUACUAAAAUCAGACAAAAUUCCCAGACUAAGUCUAAUUUUGCUCAAAGGAUUGCAACAAGCUAAGGGGGACUAUCUAUCAAAUUUUUAUGAAGCAAUAAUCUCUUGCUUGCUGCAUGGUACAGUUCCACGCCGUGACCAAAAAGUCGAGCUACAAGCUCGUUCGUUUGUUGUUCGGUGGUAUAGGCGCUCUUAUCCAAAUCAUUUAUCCAGCGUAAAUAUAAAUAUCAAUGCAGCAAUAAGAGCAAAUGCUGUCAUACUAUUGCACAAGAUGAUUAUCGACGAACCUCUGCAUGCAGUUCGAUUGUUACCAAUGAUGAUCGCUGUUUUAAACGAAAAGCAGAACAAAAGAUAUUUUGGAGAUUCACAGAUACAUCGCCAGAAAAAUCGAAUCAUGCAAGUCUUACUUGUAUUGCAACCCAUACUCGAACAAGUUGAAACUGCAACAUUGUACACACUGAUUCGUGACAACAUGUUGACAGAGAGCAGUCAACCCAGUAUCAAGAUAAUGCAAGAAUGGCUUUUGAUAAAAAUCUAUCUCGAAAACGAAGCCAUGCGGCUGGAAAUAUGGGACUUGUUCGAUCAGGCUCAAGAAAAACGAGUGGGCAGCUUGUGCUCUGUAGUAAGCAUUGUGUACCAUGUAUCUCGUUUACUUUCGGCGGAAUUGCAGCCCGACUUCAUAAAUCUAGCAUUAGAGCACAUCUUGCCGUGUUGCAUGUCGCAACAAUUCAAUGUUCGCCUAUAUGCUCAGGUCAUCGCUUCCAAGCUGUAUGAUUUUGCAACAGAAAUGUCCUAUUUGACUGUGACAGAAAAGCACGGAGAGCUUUAUAAAGCUUUGAAGAAGAGUUUGAAAUAUGGAAAUCUGAUGACAAACUCUUUGAAAUUACAAGAUGAUUUCUACUUCACGCUAUUUAAUCCAGAGGAGGAUUAUAGUUUGCAGACCUUAUUCGACGAAUUGCCACGGUUAUCAAAUGUUUCUUCAGAUGAAUGCAUUCCACCGGAAAUGUUUGGAAACUUUGGCUUCAAAGAAUCUAAUAGUCAUCCGCUGAAACUCUUGAACCGUGUAGCCAAUAUAAGCUUGGUACAGGUUUCAACCCACAUUUUGAAGUCGGCUGGAAGUGCAGGACCUCUAGCAGAGGAUUUCAUUGAGGGUACCCAUUGUUCCAAUGACAUACAAAAGAAGUUCAUACCAUGGAAAUCGAUGAUUCCAAAUGAAGAUGAUCUUAGCGAAGUUUCUAGCACAUCUGCAUCCCAUCAGAAUCCGGAAAGAGAAAAUGAAAUUAUAUUAGUCGCUUCACUCGUUGACAAGCUACCAAAUCUUGGAGGUCUGAGCAGAACAUGCGAGAUACUUGGAGUUAAAGAAUUUGUACUAGCGUCUAUCAAAUACACAGAGGAUAAGGAAUUUCAAUCUGUCAGUGUGUCAGCUGAAAAGCUGAUCCCUCUCAUAGAAGUGAAGCCACACCAAUUGCAACAAUACCUAUCGGAGAAGAAGAGUUUGGGUUAUCGAUUAGUUGGUGCUGAACAAACAGUCAAUAGUACGAAUCUAGCAAAUGUCAAGUUUCACAAAAAAACUGUUCUGUUGCUCGGUAACGAGAAGGCCGGCAUCCCAGUCAAUCUAAUAUCUUUGCUGGAUGAGUGUGUUGAAAUUCCUCAAGUUGGUGUCGUUCGUUCGUUCAAUGUUCACGUAACAGGAGCUAUUUGUUUGUGGGAGUAUUUUAAGCAACAUCGUACUCACUAAGUUCAUAAAGUAUUCAGUGUAUGUACAUUCAUUUAUCGGCUGUGUAAUACUAUGACAUAUUUCUAAUUUCAUACCAGAUACAACUCUACGUUUGAUAU